Messenger RNA from Selaginella moellendorffii, 696 nucleotides. RefSeq names its product pentatricopeptide repeat-containing protein At3g29230. The transcript is spliced from 3 exons. The coding region runs from base 1 to 696 and encodes 231 amino acids. Gene Ontology annotation, biological process: RNA modification. Lineage: Eukaryota; Viridiplantae; Streptophyta; Lycopodiopsida; Selaginellales; Selaginellaceae. The record is from RefSeq and is a predicted model, not a curated record. Gene Ontology annotation, molecular function: protein binding; RNA binding.
AUGCCGGAGAGGAACACUGUUUCCUGGAACGCAAUGCUUCAUGGCUAUGCCAAGAACGCCCACGCUGUAGAAACCUUGGAUCUUUACAAGAGGAUGGCGUGUGAAGGAGUAGAUCCCGAUGCCACCACUCUCAUCGCCACCUUGAUCGCCUGUAACCACAUUGGCUUGCUCGCUCUGGCAAUCCACCACUUCUCCUCCAUGAGCUUCGAUCACUCCAUCGCCGAGACAAUUGAUCACUACUGCUGUAUGAUCGACAUCCUUGGCCGGGCCGGCAAGAUACCAGAGGCCCAAGAGCUGCUCCACACGAUGCCAUUCCAAGCCAACCAAGUUGCAUACACUGCUCUUUUAAAUUCCUCUAGAAAUGCUGUUCUAGAGGUUGUUCCCUGUGGAUACCAUGAAACAGUGCUCCUAAAUGCUGCAGCUAUGGGGGUCGAGGAUACUACGUCCUUGACAGGAAAAUUUGUAAAAUCUCCUCAAGUUGCAGCUCUGCUGGUGCUGCUGGGAAAAACAGAAGCUCAAAAUCCAGCGAUCUUUAUUCAUCUGAGUCGAGUCUCCAUUUCAUGGGGGUUCGCUAAACGUGUUUCCUGCAGCUUGCACGGGGGAAUGCCUUCCCGACUCUAUCCUCCGAUGCGGCGAUGUAAUAUUCCCGGAACACUGUCAGAAUUGCUGCACCAUCAGGCGGUACAGUGGGGGUAG